AUGGGUCAAACAAUAAGUAAAAGUUCAAAAUUUGUGGAAUCAAAGGAAAAAAGAACACCGGUUGACGAAUUACCUCCAGAAAUUGUGCAGAAUAUCCUCCUCAGAUUACCUGCUCCAUCCCUUAUCAACUGCAAAUUUGUAUGCAAGGAAUGGUUUUUCACAAUCACUGAUCCUAAAUUCGUUCGGAACCAUCUCGACCGUGUUUCCACCGUAGAUUACGACGACACCGAUGGCUUUAAGACCCUCAUCGAGCAAAGGAUUUUGUUUCCUGUCCGCAAUCGUUAUGAGUUCAGUCGAGAACGUGAUUUAGUCGAGCAAAUUGUCCCAGCAAGUUAUUGUGACGGGCUUCUGUUAUUAUAUGCAGUAUAUAAACAUUUUUUGAUUUUAUGGAAUCCAACUACGAACCAAGUCAACUCGAUUCCUCCACAUAAUCAGGAAAAGGAAAAUCAGUUCUCUCAGUUAGAUUUGUUUGGACUCGGUUAUGACCCUAUCCACCAAAAUUACAAAAUUUUUAGAGUUGGAGGUGGUUUUUCUAAUAAUAGGGCUUUGGUGCAAGUAUAUUCUGUGGCAGCUAGAUUAUGGAAAACUAUUGUAAAGCAUGGAGAAUAUUUCCCAUAUCAUAGAUAUCCACUAUACUGGCCCUGGGGUUGUGGUCACUUUACAGCGACUAUAAACAAACGUCCUCACCAGCUCGUUUCUCACUCGGAUACGUACCGAGUUGCAGCAUUAUACUUCGACGCAGUAGAAGAUAGCUACGGGGAGAUAAAUCUGCCUUCGCCCCUUGAUUUGACUCAAUCUUUCCAUUACUGA
This is a messenger RNA of Mercurialis annua (annual mercury), 810 nucleotides long. RefSeq names its product putative F-box only protein 15. Gene Ontology annotation, molecular function: protein binding. The transcript has a single exon. Lineage: Eukaryota; Viridiplantae; Streptophyta; Magnoliopsida; Malpighiales; Euphorbiaceae. Bases 1 to 810 code for a protein of 269 amino acids. The record is from RefSeq and is a predicted model, not a curated record.